Oncorhynchus mykiss (rainbow trout) is the source of this 3437-nucleotide messenger RNA. The record is from RefSeq and is a predicted model, not a curated record. Lineage: Eukaryota; Metazoa; Chordata; Actinopteri; Salmoniformes; Salmonidae.
UUGUCGGUGAGCACCAGCAUAGGAGGGAGAGGAGAAUAGACAACUCCUACACCGUGUUCUUUUGGAAACAGAACGGAGUGCUGUCUCUCUCUCUCUCUCUCUCUUCUUCCUCCGUUCUCUCUCUCCCUCUUCUCCUUCUCCUCCUCAAGCCUCUCUUCCUCAGUUGUAACCGUGGGGUUUCAUAGAGAGCUGUAGUACAGUAAGCGACGGUAACUAGAUACGAGCUCCGGGACAUUUCUCCCGGUCUCCAGAGCCUGAAUGUCAACCAGCGGCUCCAGCUCCUCUUCUCUGCGGAAAGACUUCGAUGUGAAGCAGAUCCUCCGGAGUCGAUGGAGGUGGUUCGGUCACCCGGCGGUUCCCCCGCCCCACAACCCCCCGCUAGGAGACUUCUUUACCGGGAGAGGAGCAGGGGCCAGCCCCGGAGAGUACCAGAGCCCCUCUGUUAGUGUCUGUUCUACCAGUAACGGAACCGUUAACGGCACCGGUACAGGAAAUAACUGCAUAGUAGCAGUUGGAACUAGCGGUAACGGUAGUUGUAGUGGUAAUAGUUCAUGCAACGCCAAUAACAGCAAGUUUACGGAUAAUUAUGUUGGGAGUCCCACUGAUAACCUCCCGGUAACAGCGUUUGCAGCCGCGGCAGCUGGACAUUCCUCUUGUCCGUGGGUCACCCGGUUGUCUGUUUCUCACUCUCGGCCGGUAACAGACAUAGAGCGCCCCGCGGACGGCUCAUCGCUCCUCCAACCGGCGGUACCGGAGGCGUCUGUUCCCGUAGCUGAAGAGGAGACGGGACUGACCGGAACAGAGAGUAAUAAUAACCACGACGACACUGCCUCCAGCUCCUGCAGGACUUCCAACAGCAGCGCAACGCUGUCCUCAUGUGUGUCGAUGGAACCGUGUGCGUCCCCCGACGAGUGUGUGUACACGGCUCACACACACGCAGACCUGACCUUCAGCAGGAUGGAGACCUACCUCCGAACCAAGCAGCUGUGUGACGUCACUCUGGUGGCAGGGGACAGGAGGAUACCUGCUCACAGACUGGUCCUGUCGUCGGUGUCUGACUACUUUGCGGCCAUGUUCACCAGUGAUGUCCGAGAGGCCAAACAGGAAGAGGUUAAGAUGGAGGGGGUGGACCCUGAUGCAUUGUGGGUGCUGGUACAAUACGCUUACACAGGUCGUGUGGAGUUGAGAGAGGACACUAUAGAGUGUAUAUUGUCAGUAUCAUGUCUCCUCCAGCUCCAGUCAGUCGUCCAGGCCUGCUGUAACUUCCUCAUCAAACAGCUCCACCCGUCUAACUGUCUGGGGAUACGCAGCUACGCAGACACACAGAGCUGUACACACCUCCACCACACUGCCCACAGCUACACCAUGGAGAAGUUUGUGGAGGUGGUUAAAGGUCAGGAGUUUCUCCUCCUCCCGCUAGACGAGAUGGACAGAUUGUUGUCCUCCGACGAUAUGAAUGUUCCAGACGAGGAAACCGUGGUUACAGCAUUGCUAAGCUGGGUCCGCCAUGACGUUUCCACCCGGCAACCACACCUGCCCUCGCUCCUCGCUCACAUACGACUGCCUUUACUGCAAGCACAGUUUCUAGCAGACCUGGAGUGUAACCCUCUGCUCCGAGACAGUGUGGAGAGUCAGAGGCUUUUAAUGGAAGGUAUGAAGUACCAUCUCCUGCCUCAUCGGCGCCCCCUGCUGCAGAGCCCCAGAACCAGACCUCGUAAAGCUACUGUAGGAGCCAUGUUCGCUGUUGGGGGUAUGGACGCUACCAAAGGAGCCACCAGUAUAGAGCAGUACUGCCUGCGUCGGGAUGCGUGGAGCCAGGUGGCGGUGUUGAGCGGGCGCAGACUCCAGUUCGGGGUGUGUGUGUUGGAUCGACGUCUCUACGUGGUCGGGGGUCGGGACGGACUGAAGACCCUCAACACCGUGGAGUGUUACGACCCAGACGGUGGCAGCUGGAGCGUCAUGACGCCCAUGUCCACACACAGACACGGGCUGGGUGAGGACAGAGAAUACGGGUUGUCUGGUGUGACAGUACUUGAGGGUCCAAUGUAUGCAGUAGGAGGGCAUGAUGGGUGGAGCUACCUCAGCACUGUAGAGAGGUGGGAUCCUCAGGCUCGUCAGUGGAGCUUCAUCGCCAGCAUGGCAACACCUCGAUCUACUGUAGGAGUAGCUGUACUCAGCGGAAAGUUGUAUGCAGUAGGGGGUCGUGAUGGAAGCUCCUGUCUACGCUCCGUUGAGUGUUUUGAUCCCCACACCAACAGGUGGAGCUGCUGCGCUCCGAUGGCGAAGCGUCGUGGCGGGGUGGGCGUGGCUACCUGGAACGGUUUCCUGUACGCUAUUGGAGGACAUGACGCUCCCGCCUCCAGCCUGGCAUCACGACUCAGCGACUGUGUGGAGAGGUACGACCCCCAGGCGGAUGCGUGGACGGCGGUAGCCCCCAUGAGCGUCAGUCGUGACGCUGUCGGUGUGUGUCUCCUUGGAGACCGUCUCUAUGCGGUCGGUGGUUACGAUGGAACGGUGUACCUGAACACUGUUGAGGCCUACGAUCCCCAGACCAACGAGUGGACACAGGUGGCUCCACUGUGUCUGGGCCGGGCUGGGGCCUGUGUGGUGGCUGUCAAACUGUGAACACUCACACACCUGAACAAACCUGAACACUCACACACCUGAAUACACCUGAACACACCUGAACACUUUUUGGAACCUCCCCAUUCCUCCUUGUCUCCAGGGUUACCUCCAUUGGGAGUUUAACUGUAACAUUCCACUAAAACCAGGAGGACAUUAUAGACAUUUAGUUGGAGAGGAGAUUACUGACUACAGAUUGAAGAGCUCUCUCUCUCUGUCUCUCUCUCUCUCUGUCUCUCUCCUCCCCGCUCUCUCCUCUCCUCUCUCUCUGUCUGUCUCUCUCCUCCCCUCUCUGUCUCUCUCCUCCCCGCUCUCUCUCUGUCUCUCUCCUCCUGUCGGUGACGAAUUUAGUCAGCCUGUCGGUGAGAGGAAUUUAGUCAGCCUGUCGGUGUGAGGAAUUUAGUCAGCCUGUCGGUGUGAGGAAUUUAGUCAGCCUGUCGGUGAGGAAUUCAGUCAGCCUGUCGGUGAGGAAUUCAGUCAGCCUGUCUCUCUCUCUCUCUCUCUCUCUCUCUCUCCCUCCGUCUCUCUCUCUCAUCCCUCCGUCUCUCCAUCUCUCUCUCUCUCUCUGUGUCUCUCUCUCUCUCUCUCUCUCUCUCAUCUCCUCUCUCUCAUCUCCUCCCUCUCAUUUGUCAGAGAGGAGAUAGAUUGUGUUUUGACAUAAUCAGUCCAAGUAGCAGACAGUGUUAUUGGACUGUACUCUGACAGGAAGCUACUCAAUUCACCUCAACUGCCUGAACAACAGAUAAGAGCUGUGUGUGUGUGUGUGUGUGUGUGUGUGUGUGUGUGUUUUUAAAGAGAAUAUUCUGGUCUCCUGA